UCAUGUCGAAACAAAAAGAUACCUCCUAAAAAUCAGGGUCAACACCUCAAGAGGCACGGUCAAAGCACACCAGAUGGUUUGCUACGGUUUGGACACGAUUGCUGAUGUUCAUAAAACAGCAACCCCCAAACAACUGCAAAAGUUCUUCCCAGACACCUCACUCGAAGAAUUGAGGAGACCCAAAGAAGUAAACCUCCUUAUAAGUCACCGAGAGGGUUCACUAGCACCGCAACAAGUCAGAGCUGUGGGAGACCUUGUAUUGUGGGAUGGACCUCUCGGAAAGACAGUUGGGGGAACUCAUCCAGAACUCUUUGAAGACAUUCACGUCGCUACCCACAUGUCCAAGACACAUUUCGCGCGGUCGAUGAGGGCAGCCGCCAUGAAGUACGAGGAGCUCGUUGGAGGGCCCCAUAGAGAAUCUCUGCUAAGCCAGAAGAUGUCAAGAAGUUUAACAAGUAAACGAGAUUUCCUAAACUGGUGGAAGUGGGACAGCAUUGGUGCAGCUUGUGAACCGAAGUGUGGAGGCUGCCGCUGUGGAAACUGCCAACCAGGUGGCAAAGAAAUGACUCUUGCGGAGGAAAGGGAACUGGAAUUUGUGAAAGCAGGCCUCACCUACAUCACAGGGGAUGACCACAGCAAGGAACCCCACUGGCAUGCCAAAUAUCCUUGGUUGGAAGACCCAGCCUCCUUACCGAACAACAAGAGCGCUGUUGAGGCCACCUUUCUCCGAACAGAGAAACAAUUGGCAAAAGAACCAGAAUGGAAGGCUGCGUAUGCUGAACAAGUGCAUGAGAUGGUCGCCCGCAAAGCUGCGAUGGAGUUGACCAGGGAAGAGAUCCUCACUUGGACUGGGCCCAUCUGGUAUGUAAGCCAUCUCGUUGCACCAAACCCCCACUCGGUAACAACCCCGGUAAGACUCGUCUGGAACAGCAGUCAGAAAUUUAGGGGCAGGAGCCUAAAUGACCUGCUGAUGAAAGGCCCAGACGUUCUAAACCAAAUCCGUGCUGUCCUCCUCAGAUUCAGGUGUGGAGCCUAUGCUGCUCUCGGAGACGUUAAAAAGAUGUAUAACUCCGUCUGGUUGGAGGACCAGGAAGUACACCUACAUCGAUUCCUUUGGCGUGACUCUGAAAAGGAGGAACUCAAGGAAUACGCAAUCACCCGAGUGAACAUAGGCGACAAACCAGCUGGGUGUAUCGCGCAACUAGCAAUGCGUGAAACUGCCAACCUUCCCCCUUUCGCGCACCUCAAAGAGGAGCAGCAGGUAAUCCACAAAGACAGCUAUGUUGACGACAUUCUCACCUCUCAUAACGACCCCGAACAGCUGGGAGCCAUCACGGCCAAUGUGCAGAAGAUCUUAAAAGCAGGAGGAUUUGAGCUGAAGCCUUGGGCCUUCUCGGGUCAAAGUGGGAGGAAGGACAUCCAUGCUGGCACAGAGGCGAGCACUGUGGAGACCUUGGUGUUGCCAAAUCAGAUGCGAGACGACGACAACAAGGCACUUGGGUUGGGCUACCUGGUGGAGGAAGACGAACUGCACGUGAUGAUGGGCAUCAACUUUUCAAAGAGGAGGAGAAAAAUGAGACUCGGCCAAGACCUUCUCCCCGAGCAAAUUAAAGCUGAGACACCAAACCCUCUGACCAGAAGAGAGCUGCUCAGCCAGGUGUCGAGCUUAUAUGACCCACUGGGCCUAGUCACGCCGGCUAAACAGAAAGGUGCCAUUCUUGUACGGAGGGCAUUCCAAGAGGCAAAAAAUGACAGUUGCCCCGUCAAGCUGACAUGGGACCUGGCACUCUCAGAUUGUCUCAGACAAGACGCAGUCCAUCUCUUUGAAGAAUAUUCAAGACUCAACAGGAUCAAAUUCCCCAGAGCACUAACUCCCCCCGGCGUGUCUGGGAAACCACUGGCAAUUACAUUCUCUGAUGGCAGUGAGCACACUUACGGAGCAGUACUCUACCUAAGGUGGGAGGCCAGGCAUUGUCCAAUCAUUAGACUAGUGGAGUCCAAGGCCAAAUUAACUCCCCUGGACCACAAAGGGGACGCUGUAAAGGCAGAGGUAUGUGGGGCUGUAUUCGCCUCACGCCUGAAAAAAUACUUUGAACGGCGCAGCAAGGUUGAGGUCGGAAGGUGGUACCAUUUGGUUGACAGCCAAACUGUCCUUGGAGCAAUACAGAGGGAAAGCUACGGCUACCAAACAUUCUUUGCCAACAGGAUUGGAGAAAUUCAAAACACGACGCAGAUCCAAGAUUGGUGGUGGAUUCCGGGCUCACAAAACAUUGCCGACAUAAUCACCAGAGGUGCCGGCCCAGAAGACCUGGACAAAGACUCAAGAUGGCAGAACGGGCCAAGGUUUCUCAGCCUACCGGUCAACGAAUGGCCAACAAAAACUGCAAAAGAUCUGGCCUCAACUGCCAGAGAAAACAUCCAAAAGAUGCAAAGGAAGGCAUUCGCUGCGAUAACAAGAUCCAGUAGAGAAGAGAAGCAGGCGCAAGAACCAACCCAAAGGAAGGAAACCACCAGUCACUCAAGACCACCUGCGCCAGCGUCAAUCCAGUUAGUGGAAAUCAAGCGAUUCAGCAGUUUGACCCGACUAGUAAAAACAGUUGCAUGGAUGUGGAGGGCCGCUAAGAGGUUCAGAGGACAGAAUCCAGCAGCAGGCAGUCCAAAGUGGGAGGCAAUCCCCUCAACAGGCGUCAUCUCUGCGAAAGAGCGAGAGGAUGCCCUAAGAGACGUAUUCCUUGCGGCACAAGAGGGCGCUACCUUCCCGGAUACUACUACCAACAGGUUAGUGGUCUACAAAGACGCAGACACUGGGUUGCUGCUCUGUGGCGGACGUGUGCAGAUCUUCAAAGAAGACAAAAGUGCUGUACCCCUCCUGCCGUAUGGAGCAUGGGUGUCCACAUUACUUGCUCGGGAAGCCCACGGUGAAGGUCAUGAAGGCGUAGCUGGUACCCUGCUAAAAAUGAGACGGAAGGCAUGGAUUGUCAAGGGAAGGAGAAUAGCCCAGAAGGUUGUUGACGGCUGCGUUCUUUGUAGAAAAGCAAAGGCGGUAAGAUGCCAACAAGUGAUGGGAGACUUGCCACCUGAGCGGACAGAGCCUGCUGCACCAUUCCAAUUUACGACCGUAGACCUCUUUGGACCCUACCAUGUUAGGGACGACGUCAAGAGGAGGGUAAGCCUAAAAGUCUGGGGUGCUAUAUUUUGCUGCAUGGCAAGCAGAGCCGUUCAUGCAGAGUUGGUCAACAGCUUAUCCAGUGAAAGCUUCCUUUUGGCCUACCAACGGUUCACUGCAAUCAGAGGGCAUCCAUCAAAGAUCUGGUCUGACCCAGGCACGAAUUUUAUAGGAGCAAAACCUGUCCUGGAAGAUUUAUAUAAAUUCUUGGGAAGCCAGAACAGAGAAGGUCUGGAAGAGACGGCAGCCAAGAAUGGGACAGAGUGGAUGUGGAAAAUCCACCCUGCAGACUCCCCUCAUCGGAACGGUGCUGCAGAAGCUGCCGUGCGUACCCUCAAGAGAGCACUCCAGAAUGUCUGUGGAGAUUCUAUGUUCACCUAUAGUGAGUUCCAGACAGUACUUCAGUUGGCGGCCAACCUGGUGAAUGACCGCCCCAUCGAUGCAAGAGUUCAGAGUCGAGAGGAUUGUGUCCGGUAUGUUUCACCAAACAGUCUUCUUCUUGGCCGAGCAUCGCAGAGCGGGGACCUGAAAUCAUUCGACUUUUCCAAUUACCCGUACAAAAGACUCCAAGUAAUGCAAUCGGAGGUCAACAAAUUCUGGAGAAGCUGGAGCCAAUUAGCAGGCCCCAACCUAUUCAUAAGGAGUAAGUGGCACACCACUCAAAGAAACGUCAAAAUUGGAGACAUCGUAUGGAUUGCUGACCAAAAUGCGUUGAGAGGACAAUUCAAGCUGGGCAGAGUUGUAAGCACAAAUCCAGAUGACAAAGGCAUUGUCAGAGACGUGGAUGUGAAGGUCUUCCCAAGCUACUGUGUUCCCCUCGUAAAGGCCAAGAGAACCCACCCGACCUGCGACGGACCGAGAGAGAAGAUGCACAGCACCAUUCUUCAUCGGGAUGUCAGGCGACUGGUGGUGAUACUACCUGUGGAGGAACAGACUAUUCCAACUGACCCGCAGCUAAAUGUUUGACUUCAAAAAACUGGCGAUCUCCCCGAUGUCCCUUGGGUAGAUCGAGUGGGAGGUGUCAAGUCAAACCCUUGUCCAAAAUAAUUUAGAUAAGGCAGACAAGAAAAAAAUAAAUAAAAAGAUAAAUAAAAAUAAAAAAUACUUUUCAUAGCCCUCAUUAAGGGAAUAAUAAAUUUUCGUUGCAAUUAGCACCUUAUUUUACUGAAUUAAACAAGGGAGAUCAGGUGGGGAAAAUCUAAACCGGAAGUGGGAAUCAGUUUUAAGCGCACCUGGGCGUCUGCAUUAGGGCACUUCCUUUCUCAGCAGGUAAGGCUGCAGACAAGUGGUAUCGAGAAGGUAGUCAGAACUGCACCCCAAACCUUGCGCAAACUGGAGCUAUACAACACUGAAGAGGCAGCCGGUUUUCACCUAUGCGUGCCACGCACUAUGCAUGCUAUGUGCUAUGUGCUACAACACUGCUGAGCUACACUACGCUGUGCUG
Messenger RNA from Doryrhamphus excisus (bluestripe pipefish), 4610 nucleotides. Lineage: Eukaryota; Metazoa; Chordata; Actinopteri; Syngnathiformes; Syngnathidae. The record is from RefSeq and is a predicted model, not a curated record.